CAAUUAAUUCCUAGCCCUGAAUUAAUAUAAGCUAAGCAAUAAACUAAUUUUGUUUAGUUGUUCGAACUAAAGAUGGCGGUGUGGGGUGCUCUAUUUUUGUUGGCUGUAGCUGGGACCACGGUGUACGCCGAUCCCAGUGAACUUGCUUUCCCUGAAGAAGCAAGAGGAGGAGCUCGUAUCGUAUCAGGAUGGGAGGCACAAGAGGGCCAGUUCCCUCACCAGCUCAGCAUCCGUAUGGUGAACCCAGCCGGAGGAGUGACGUCAUGUGGUGCCACCAUCAUCCACUCUGAGUGGGGUCUGACUGCCGCUCACUGCACAGCUACCCGUGUCUCCAUCGUCGUCCGCGCUGGUGUCGUCAGCUUGACUCGCCCAGCUCUCAUGUUCGAGACCACCAAGUACUACAACCACCCCCUCUACAUCGAAGCUCUUCAGUCUAUCGUACAGCCCAAUGACAUCGGUCUCAUCGAGUUUGGCAGAUCCAUUGAAUUCAACGAUGUUAUCAAGCCCAUCAGGAUCCAACGUUCUUCCGCGAUGAACGCCAACUAUGGUGGUACCAGGUCUAUCGCCAGCGGUUGGGGACGCACCUGGACUAACGGAGCCUCUCCCGAGAAUCUAAACUGGGUCUACCUGUCCAUCGUUACCAACGCCCAGUGCUUGACAGCUUUUGGAGGCAGCUUCAUCAUCCAGGACUCUACCAUCUGCGCCAGUGGUUACAAUGUCACUAGCCAGUCUACUUGCCAGGGUGACAGCGGUGGUCCUUUGAGCAUCAUUGAUGACGAUGGACAACCCACCCAGGUCGGAGUUGCCUCCUUCGUAUCUAGCAGUGGAUGCCACACCGACUUCCCAGCUGGUUUCAUCCGCCCAGGCUUCUACCACGACUGGUUCACUCAGGUUUCCGGAGUCAACUUCGACUGGGAGGUGUCAAACACCACCACUACCGAAUCCCCACCUGAUGUCACCACUACCGAAUUCCCAUCUAAUGGCACCACUACCGAACCUGAUGUCACAACCGCCGCGCCACCAGAGGCUCCAGAGUCUUCGGAAUCUUCAGAAUCUGCCGAUUCAUCUGAUUCUAGUUCUUCCUCAUCAUCUAGUUCUUCAAGCUCCUCUGAAACCAGUUCCUCAUCGGAAUCUUUUGAUUAAACUCCAAAACUCCUCACUUCAAUAGCUCAAUUCAAGUAAACAUCACCAAGUCUAUUAAAAGGUCUCCUAAAAAUAAUGAGUGUAAAUCAGUUCAUCCGUGAUCGUGGCGCUUGCAACAGUGCCGAAAUAUCGAAAAGUCAUAGACAUAAAUAAACAUGGUAAAUAUCAAGUCUCAAGUUCUAAUGACAGUGUUAGUGACCAUGUCAGUUUAAAAACUUAUGUAAUGAAUGUAAAGUUGUAAACAAAUACUUGUAAUUUACCAAUACAUGCUGUAAAAUGAUUUUCUUUUGUGCACAAAAAAUAAAAAAUGUAAAUAAUUA
Messenger RNA from Spodoptera frugiperda (fall armyworm), 1463 nucleotides. RefSeq names its product collagenase-like. The record is from RefSeq and is a predicted model, not a curated record. Lineage: Eukaryota; Metazoa; Arthropoda; Insecta; Lepidoptera; Noctuidae. Gene Ontology annotation, molecular function: serine-type endopeptidase activity. The transcript is spliced from 8 exons. The coding region runs from base 73 to 1143 and encodes 356 amino acids. Gene Ontology annotation, biological process: proteolysis.